Molecule: messenger RNA, 2589 nt
Organism: Didymosphaeria variabile
Lineage: Eukaryota; Fungi; Ascomycota; Dothideomycetes; Pleosporales; Didymosphaeriaceae
Exons: 1
Coding region: 1-2589 (862 amino acids)
Biological process (GO): positive regulation of transcription by RNA polymerase II
Cellular component (GO): nucleus
Molecular function (GO): zinc ion binding; DNA-binding transcription factor activity, RNA polymerase II-specific; transcription cis-regulatory region binding
Source: RefSeq, a predicted model, not a curated record
AUGGCUAUGUCGACCAACGCCAUCCAGGCCCAAGAGGCCCAGAAACCAGAGAACACGGCCAACACUACCAACACUACCGCCGCCGCGCCCAGGAAGCGCAGAAGAAGAGCGCCUGCCACCGGUGCCAGUGAAGAUUGCUUUGCCUGCAGAAAACGUGGAGCAAAGUGCGAUCGUCGACGGCCAUAUUGCGGGCAAUGCAUCGAGCUCGGCAAAGAAUGCUCAGGAUACCGAACCACCUUGACCUGGGGAGUAGGAGUCGCCAGCCGCGGAAAGCUUCGAGGCAUGUCUUUACCCGUAGCCAAAUCAUCUACGCAGAACGCUAGCACCACACGCGACUCCAAAACGCAGACUACCACCGCCACUGUUGCCAAUGCAACUGCGACCGCCGCAAAGCAAAGUCCAACCAGACUAGAGACCCGGGGAAGCAUCGACUAUGGCGUUCAUUCUCCAAGGAGCCCCACAAGCCCACAUGCUUUCUCCGGCCCCCAAGAGUAUCAUUAUUUCGGUCCUACAAGCCCCAUUCCAAUACCGUCUCCCACCACGCCAAUGGGUUUCGCCGUUCCCGGUUAUGGGGAGCACGUGGAUCCAUUUCAUCCGCAUUCAUCCAAAUUGCGUCGACCUCAUCUGAGCCAGGGUCCUCUGCAAAGACUCCACACAUCCCUUGCUGUUCCUUACGAGGAUAAUGGCCUUUCAGCGUCGUCAGCUUCCCUUGGUAGCUACGGCGAGAGCGAUUUCCCUUCCCCUGGCGAAUAUCCUCGUACCCCUGCCGAUGAGUAUCCAUUCAUGGACUCCUCUUCUGUUCCUCGAUUUUCGAACGUCUCGUAUCACGACCAACAUUCCAUGCAUGCCAUGGAUCAUAUCCGAUAUCAUCACUCGAAUCAACAUGCGCUACCCAUCGCCGACGAUGUUAGCUCCAGUAUCAGCUCUGAUCAGAGCGUGCAAGAUUUCAACGAGGUCAGCUCUGCUCAGCAGAGCAUGGGCCCACCAGCUUUUCCAGACAUCUUUAUUGAGGGAGAAAUGAGUUCAAGUCUGGGCGGAUUGUCUCAUCCUGGUUUCUCCUAUCUCCCCACGGAGGGUACGUCUUCUUAUGGUUCUGGCCCCUUGUCAUUUGACGAACUCGCGCUCACCACUUUCAUUCCUCAGAGUCUUACCACCGUUUCCCACCUUUCCCCGCGGAUGCUAUACCUGCUGGACUACUACGACAAGUUUAUAUCCCGGGUUCUCGUGGCUGGUGAUGGCCCGACCAACCCGUACCGGACGCACGUAAUGCCCCUUGCGAUGAGAAGCGACGGCCUCCGGAACGCCAUUGCAGCGCUAGCCACCAACAACCUGCGCAUGCGUGGUGGUAUUGAAGGACGGCGGCUAAGCUAUGCUCAAGACUACGGACUACUGCCGGAGCACGCGUUUUCCCAGAUGACGACGUGGGAACUGCGUGAGAUGCACGGCGAGCCGUCAGACGAGGAAAAGCAUUACAAGGCCGAGUCUAUCAGCCUACUCAACCAGAAGCUGGUCGACCCGCAGGGCGCGCAAGACGACAGUGUUCUUGCAACUCUCCUCAUCCUCUGCCUCUUCCACGUCUGCGACUCGGGCUUCACCAAGUUCAGAACGCAAUUGGCAGGCGUACAAAAGCUAUUGAGCAUGCGCGGCAGGACAGUGCGCUCAGAUUUCAUUGAUUGGAUUGAAUUUUUCUUUACUUGGUUUGACGUCCUUACGAGCGCGGUUAAUGAUCGGGAAAUGGAGGUUCAGGGCGAUUCCCUAGAUAUGAUGAAUCUUACAGCAAACUUGGGAGCAUCGGAGCAUCUUUCAGGGUGCGAGGGGCGUCUGUUCAAACUCAUUGCUAGACUUGGUAGACUGAAUCUGCUGAGUCAAAAUCGUCCAGUUCGAGAAAAUGACACUACACCACGGGCUUCACCGCGGCUGAAACAGAGAGACACGUAUUCGUUCACGUUCAACAACAUCGACGGCAACGGAUGGCGGCCUACCGUUCGCGAAACAGGGAGUUCCAUGAGCUCCGAUACCGAGGAUCAGCGCUUGGAGUUCUGGGAGGAAUGGCACGACGUCCGCGUCCGACUCCAGGAGUGGGAGUUUGAGCAUUCCAUCGGACAUGCUCAAUCGGGCGUGCCUGGGCUAGCUCUCUCCCCUGCAGACACGGCAAUGCUUCACAUGAGCGAAAGCUUCCGAUAUGCGGCACUUUUGUAUACCGAACGCCUAGCGCAUCCUACGCUGUCCUCCUGUGCGCUCAAUUUCCAGAGCCUCGUUUCGCAGGGCCUCUUCCACAUCUCGCAGAUCGGAGUCACCAGCUGCGUCAACAAGUUCUUGCUCUGGCCUUUGUUCCUCAUUGGCACCGAGUGCGUGGAAAGCGAACACCGCGCUAUCGUGCGACAGCGGUGUGUUGAGAUCCAGCGCGAGAGCGGCUUCUUCAACAACUUGAGUGGCCUUGAGGUGCUUGAGAAGGUCUGGCAAGAGGACACGGAGCGCGACGAUGCAGACACUCAGCCUCACUGGCAGGGGCCCAUUGGCGCACCGCAGCAGGCGUUCAAGUGGAGGAAAGCUAUGGACCGCGUUGACGGGGAGUACAUUGUGAUCUGA